Messenger RNA from Lynx canadensis (Canada lynx), 2685 nucleotides. RefSeq names its product putative claudin-24. Gene Ontology annotation, biological process: cell adhesion; bicellular tight junction assembly. Gene Ontology annotation, molecular function: structural molecule activity. Bases 1556 to 2329 code for a protein of 257 amino acids. The transcript has a single exon. The record is from RefSeq and is a predicted model, not a curated record. NCBI's taxonomy places the organism in Eukaryota, Metazoa, Chordata, Mammalia, Carnivora, Felidae. Gene Ontology annotation, cellular component: plasma membrane; bicellular tight junction.
GACUCUUAAUGGUUGUUCUCCAGAGCUCUCUGCAUCCUGGCCACCUGCCUACAGGAAGGCCCUAGCUUACCAUUAUCCCAGCUCCUGGUGCUAAGGGCUCAGGACAAAUCGCUAGCCCUUUGUGGACUCUUACGUCUUUGUGCAAACCGGAACCACCUUUUAUUUUAGUUCAUUGAGGACAGCAGUAUACUUAAGGGAUUCUGAAAAUCUGUAAAAGUUAAGAACUCAUCUUUUUUUUUUUUUUUUUUUUUUUUUUAACAUAAAAUGAUGGCAAAUACUCGAGACAGCACCAUUCACCUGAUGACUCUGAGGCUUUCUUUGGCUCCAUCAGGCUCUGGGUUCUGUUUCUCUCCCAUCUCCCAUUGAGCAAUAUCAUAAAAGCUCUUCUCUGACCCUGGACUAGACUCAAUCACUGGGUCGUGACGGGCAGUGGUUCUGUUUCAGCCGGUUAGAAUCCUCCAGGGCAACGGCUCCAUUUGAGGAAGCUUCCUGUCCUGUCCCCCCCCAAGCCUGUCAGAUCCGACCUUCCCGCUGUGGGUGCAGGAGUCCCGGGGCCCCUUGCAGAGAGGGGUUGGAGGAGCCCCGGGAACCUGGAGCACGUGACCUCUUGUCCCACCUGGGAGGCCCUGUAUUCUCUCAGGGGUCACCCUCUGCAGAAGUAUGCUCUCAAGGUGGGGCCUAAAUCGAAAAAACAAACGAGAUGAAGCCUCAAAGGUCAGCCCCCUUGUGGCUGUUGUUUUCUCACCAGAACCUUUGUGUUGGACCCGUCGGGAGUCUUCCUGCCUGGUGGUGCUUUGUCUGUGUGGCUUAAAUGACAGCAAACACAGCUCAGCUUUGGACGGGGCACACACACACACACACACACACACACACACACGCCUCUCAGAUACCGAGAAACACUGUCCCUAAUGUGGGACUUGGAAAACCAAGUCCCCAAUGUGGAUGGAGAAAAUCUUAAGAGUGAGACCCAGAGCUUCCCAGGAUUUUCCCCUCCUCACUUAGCACCUCUUGGGCAUCAGUCGUCGGUCUUUUUCAUUUUAACGAACCCAGUGAACCCGCCUCUACCUUUCAAAGGAAUCUGGGGCAACUUUCCUGCCAAGUCCCCACUGAGGGCCUGUGACACUCAAGAAGGAGGGCCAGGCCCUUGUGUAGGUUAAGGAAGUCCGAGGAGAAUAAAGAUUAUAGGGAAACAGUCUACCUUUCUUUACAAGGUCUUGUUUUGCAUCCCUGAAACCUCAGAUUCAGCUAUCACAAUGAAGUCCUGUUGCAGAAAGAGCCGGCCUUUUAUCACCACUUAAAAUCUAAUUAACCCAUAUUGAAGCACAAAGAUUUCUGUUGUAUUUUAGGGUGAGGGGUCACAGAGCCCUCUUUGUUCAUCCUCAGACUUAUACUCAUCAAGCAUUGGGGAUAUAAUUUUACCAAGCAAAUUGGAAGGUAACAGAUCAAAUCCUUAUCAGAAAGCCUAACUCAUAGUUUUAACAGGGUCCUUCGUCCUUUACAUGAAACAUUAUAUUCGAGAAGAACAAAAACGCAUUUCAGAGUUUCCAAAGAGUUAAUGGCCAAAGCUUAUAUUCCGGGCAGCAUAGGACCAAAACGGUCACACUACUGUGAAGCACGAAAGACAGGGACUCCCACAGGGGUGGCCAAAGUUGUAAGACUUGUUGCAAUGGCUCUAGUCUUUAGAGUGGCGACGCAGCUCGUUGGACUUUCGGUAUCUUUGCUGGGAUGGGUUUUGUCCAUUAUUACAACUUACCUGCCACAUUGGAAAAACCUCAAUUUGGACUUAAACGAGAUGGAGAACUGGACCAUGGGACUCUGGCAGGUCUGUGUCGUCCAAGAGGAGGUGGGGAGACAAUGCAAGGACUUUGAAUCCUUCCUGGCUUUGCCUGCCGAACUCAGGAUCUCCAGGAUCUUAAUGUUCCUGUCCAACGGGCUGGGGCUCCUGGGCCUGCUGGCCUCCGGGUUCGGCCUGGACUGCUUGAGGGUCGGAGAGACGCGGCCAGGCCUCAAGAAGGGACUGCGGAUCCUGGGAGGGACCGUGUUCUGGGCAGCAGGCGUCGCGACCCUGGUUCCGGUCUCCUGGGUCGCCCACGUGACCGUCCAGGAGUUCUGGGAUGAGACCAUGCCAGAGAUUAUGCCCCGGUGGGAGUUUGGGGAAGCCCUCUUUCUGGGCUGGUCUGCUGGGUUUUCCCUCCUCCUGGGAGGCUGCCUGCUGAACUGCGUGGCCUGUACGACCCAGGCCGCUCCGGCUCCGGGCCCCUACGCGGUGGCAGAAAUGCAAAUUCAGUGUCUGUACCUGGAAAAUGGAACUGCAGACCCGAGAGUGUAAGACGUUGGCAAGAGCAGAAAGACACAUCUUUCCACAUCAACCGCGAAGUGGGGUCUAUGCUAGAAAGGGGUCUUUGUUAUGUAAUUAAAUCUGUGCUGCUCUCGGUUUCUCAUUCAAUAACUACUUUUCGAUCCUAGGUCCCCUCUUCCUCCCCAAAUCUGGAGAAGUAAGAAAGAGGCAAGUCUUAUAUCUAAAAGGAAACUAUCAUGGGAAGCAUUACACAGGGAUGAGCAAAGACAAUUUCAUCGACCCGGUUAUUUAAAUCAAAACGUGGCGGUGGCCGUCCGUUCUAAUCAGAAUUAAGCUUUGAUGUGUUAAAUUUUAUAUCAGGAACUUUGCUUUUGUUGAUAGCUGGG